Molecule: messenger RNA, 1233 nt
Organism: Pantherophis guttatus
Lineage: Eukaryota; Metazoa; Chordata; Lepidosauria; Squamata; Colubridae
Product: vomeronasal type-2 receptor 26-like
Biological process (GO): G protein-coupled receptor signaling pathway
Cellular component (GO): plasma membrane
Molecular function (GO): G protein-coupled receptor activity
Source: RefSeq, a predicted model, not a curated record
AUUAAACAUCAGAACACACCUAUUGUGAAAGCCAAUAAUAGGAACCUCACUUACAGCCUUCUCGCUGCUCUCCUGCUCUCUUUCCUUUGCAGUUUGCUCUUCAUUGGGCAACCUACUCAAGUGAAAUGUCUCUUGCGACAAACUGCUUUUGGGGUCAUCUUCUCUGUAGCUCUUUCUUGUAUAUUGGGGAAAACAAUCAUAGUGGUCCUUGCUUUCAUGGCCACCAAACCCGGAUCCAAAAUGAGAAAAUGGGUGGGGAAAAGGCUGGCUAUCUCUAUUGUCCUAUCUUGCUCCCUGACACAAUUCUGCAUUUGUGUGGUGUGGCUCACAAUUUCUCCUCCCUUUCCAGAUUCUGACAUGCACUCCAUGGCUGAAGAAAUUGUUCUACAAUGCAAUGAAGGUUCAACCACCAUGUUUUAUACAGUGCUUGGCUUUCUGGGGUUCUUGACUGCUGUCAGUUUCACUGUGGCCUUCCUAGCCAGAAAUUUGCCUGACACCUUUAAUGAAGCCAAAUUUAUCACCUUCAGCAUGUUGGUCUUUUGCAGUGUCUGGGUGUCAUUUGUUCCUACCUAUUUGAGUACCAAGGGGAAAUACAUGGUGGCUGUUGAGAUCUUCUCCAUUUUGGCUUCAGCAGCUGGAUUACUGCUCUGCAUAUUUUGCCCCAAAUGCUAUAUCAUUGUUCUGAGACCUAAUCUGAAUAAGAAGGAGCAACUAAUGAAAAAAUGAAACUGAUUUUAACACCAUAUCCCUUGAAUGAAACCUUAUUGGUUGCUUUCAGCAUGUAGGGAUUCUUUUGCCCAAUUUGAGGUUCUGUCUUUUUCCGUCCAUCACCACAUCAACAGGACAUACAAAGCAAUAAUUCAUUUCAGAACCUAGAAUGUUCCAUUAAUCUUUUUUUAAUGUUAGAUAAUCAUUUGGAGACCUAAUUAGAAUAGUAAGCAAUAGCUAAUCAAGAGCAAGAUAAAAUAUGCAUGAAUACAAAAGUGAAUUGAUUUAAAUCCUGCAUCCUAUGAGCUUCACUGUUAAAAUAUUCCUCAGUGAAAGGAAGGCAGGGCAUAAGAAAAACAUUCAGAAUAUCUUUUCAUACCUGGUCCAUAGUUACCAUAUCCUGUGCCUUGCUUAGCUUGAAGGGUGACAUCCAGCUUGAAUUGCAACCAGUGUAAUUAGACAUAAUCCAUGUAGCUCCUGAAGUAGUUCUAUUAUAUAAAUUAAAAGUAUGAGAUUGUUUAGCAA